AUGGCAAUUGACGAUGCUAGCCGCAACUCUCCCUGGUUUGCGGCCGGCAAGCUCGAUCACCGCGCUGCCGUUCAAGCCCUCACAAGCGUGGACUUGCGUGAAGGCGCCUUUUUGGUUCGCCGUAGCAACACUGGAGAUCACCUCGUCCUCUGCUAUGCCAAUGCCGAGGGUCAAGUGAAGAAUGAACAAAUUGUCCUUGGUCGCUCAGGCAUUCGCCUCAAGCGCUCCAAAACCAGCUUCCCAGUUCUUUCCGAACUCAUCUCCUUCUACUGCAAUCCCAACAACCGCGUCGUUUCCACACUCCAGGUUGUCUUGGACAAGACAGCUUUUGAGGGGCAAGAUGUGUCUUUGCAGCGUCGCGGCUCGCUCAAGUCCCAACCAACGCGGACGCCUUCCGCACGUGAGAGCCUCGAAUUCUUCCAACCCCACUCCUCCAACCACGCCGACCAGCCUCCUUUCAUCAAACGAGGAUCCGGCCUCCGUGUCACGGAAAAGGUCCGACGAACGACAAUGGAGUACGCCAAGGCCCCCUCACCUUCAGACAGCAAGUCCUCGGAUGGCAACGGCGGCAACAAUGUCCCCAUUUGCGAGUUUGAUGUCAUCUUUGACAAAGUCAUCCGCAACGCCGUGGCCGAUGUCAUGCUCAAAACUCCCCUUCGCCGCGUGCUUAACCUCCAUGGUGUCGGCGCCAUGGUACACCGCAGCACGCGCCCCGAGGCUCGCACGGCCGAACCACAAAUCUCAGAUGCCGCGGAUCCCGCCAUUGUUGCCAUCAGUGCCGUCACCGCCCUCCAACCUCUGAGCGACCCCGCAACGCCCCGGCAAACGGCCAUGAGCUCUGCCUUUAGUACCAACUCACCCCUCAAGAACAGUCAGCACGAAGAGUACUGGAAGCCCAGCAACACUGCCGACUGGAUGCUUGAACUCAACGUCGAAGCUUGGCUGGAGAGCGACGUUCAGCAGUGGCUGCACAAUAUUGGCAUGAGUCACCGCGCCAAAGCCUUUGAGGACGCGGCCAUUGAUGGCGAGGCUCUCCUACAGCUGGAAGGUGAUCAAGACCGUCUUGCAGAACUCGGGCUUUCCCAUCGCGAGCAGCGCACAUUUCACAAGGAGCUCGCUGCGUUGCCCAAGCGCCCGCCGCCAUUGUCCGCUGCAGACUCGACCGUACAGCUCUAUCCCAAAGAACGCGGGCAUGAUCCGCCACUGGGUCCCCUGCGCGACUGGGACCAGUACGAAGUCCGCAACUGGGCUUUGUACGAGGGCCUGCCCGAGGGCAUUGCCUUCAAACUCGCUCACGGUGGCGUUACGGGCCCGCUCCUGCUCGAGCUUAACGAGGAAAAGCUGGGUGCCUUGGACAUUGACCCCUUUGCUGAACCCGCGCAACGCCUGCUUGACCUCGUGGACGCCAUGGACCUCGAGACAUCUUAUCGCGAUGACGAUGAAGAAGACUUUGACAUCUUGCCGCCACAGGUCGAGGCGUGGACGCCAGACCACGUCUAUCGCUUCAUGAUGGACACGGGGUUUGGCGAGCAGGCCGCUACCUUCCGCGCACAUCGCAUCAAUGGCCGCGCUCUCCUUGCGCUCAAAAGUCAUGCUCUUGCCGAGCUGGGCCUCACCUCCGCCGCCGAUCAGGAGGCCUUUCAAGCCGUCGUCAAGCAGGCCUACGAUGAAGGCAUCGAGAGUCAAGAUGCCACGCUGUGGCCCUUGGACAAGUUGCUGCUACAUCUGGAGCAACAAGGCGUCUCUCCACAUGCCGUACGUGCCUUGGACGAGCAUCAAAUCAAGCCUGCCGCGUUUCUGCAGAUGCAACCGCAAGAUCUCCGAGCCAUUGGCAUCAAAAAUCCGGAGGAGCAACAACACUUGAUGGAGAUUGCCGCCAAGCUUCUGAACUCCUCACCACACGGCCGCGAAGAAGAGAGCCCCAGUCACUUGUAUUAUCGCCAGGGCUUUCCCUCCCAAAUGGUGCUCCUGUGGACUCCAGAGGAUGUCUCGACCUGGCUCGAAGCCAUAGAUCUACAGCACAUUGCGCCCGUCAUGCGGCAGUUUGACGUGGAUGGACCCAAGCUGCUGACAUUGCAGCAUGAAGACCUGGAUGCCAUGGACAUUGUGGAUCAAACGGACCUGGAGAUCUUGCGGGAAGAGCUUCAGGUGCUUUGGGACCGCUCACAAUACGAGCACGACCGACAGCUGAAGCGCCCGCCAGUCGAGGAGUUUGACGUUACUCUGUAUCGCGAUGUGAAUGGUCGCUUUGGCUUUCACGUUGGUGGAGGGGAGGGCCAUGACGUCUCGAAAGCAUACCUCGUCACCAUGGUGACCCCGAAUGGCGCGGCGCAUGACAAGCUUCAGCCAGGCGAUGAAAUCAUCUCAGUCAACGGCCGCUACAUUGAUCAAAGCUCUCUGGAUCAUCUGCGCAGCUUGAUCAAGCGCUGCAAGUCGGAGCUGAUGCUGCGCAUUCGCCGCCCUGUGGAGCUACCUCGGGAGUUGACCUUGCUGCAGUCUCGUCUCUCGUCCACCCGAAGCAAGCGAAUCAGCUCACGCUCCAUGACGUCAGGCUCCGGUGGCACGCGAUCCAUCACAGGGGCGCGUGGCCGGCGUCAGGCCGCCCGACCUACCGGUGCCGCUGACAAUCGACCCGAGGUGACGCUCAAGCACGUCGACCCACAGGAUACCCCCUCGGACCGACGGUCAAGCCUCCCAUAUGCCACCCCUCGAGGCGACUUUGUGGAUCCACGUCGCGUCUUGGAGCUGCAAGAAGCAGAAGCCCGCGAGCGCCGCCGCUCCACGCCGCCAAGUCUAGAACAUGGGCUCUCUCCCGUCCACGGGGGUCGUCACAGCGCCAUGGCCAGUGAUAUGGAGGACAUUGUGAGCAUCACUGACUCAGCGCUCAAGCGUGGCAUGGGUGCAGGUACGCGGGCUCGUGUGGCAUCAUUGGUGCGCACGGCAUCCGUGGUGAGCUCGAGUGACCAAGCCAACGAAUCUGAUGCGGCUGACCCGCCCAUGAUUGCCACCUUUGGAGUGGACCAUGAUCAUCCCAUGUAUUGGAAUGCGAGUCGAGUCUGUGCCUGGUUCGAGGAGGGUCGCUUGGCGCGGUUUGGCAAGAUGGCCAAGCGCAAGAAGCUGACGGGCUUGCAGCUGUUGCGGAUGCAUGUUCCUGAGGAUCUGGAAGAGGUGGAAUCUGACGUGGCCGAGCGUUUGCAUGCUGCGGAGAUGAUUCGUGCACUGCAGCAGACCUUCCCUCUGCCCUUUGUGGCCAGCUGGACCGUCAGUGAUGUGGCCGACUGGCUGGACCAGGUCGAGUGUGGCAUUGUCAAGAAGACUUUUGCGCGCAAACGCAUUGAUGGUCCAGCUUUGUGCCGUCUGUCCAACGCCCACAUGGAUGACCUGGGUGUACCAGCGGAGCGGCGACACGACCUUUUGCUUCGCAUCCAGCAGCUGAGCACGCAAGAGCGCCCCAUGGCGCGCAAUGCUCGUAGCUGGUCUUUCCCAGAGGUCAAGGCCUGGCUUGAAGCUGAGGGCUUUGGUCAUCUGUGUCCCAACUUGCGACGCAAGGUGACGGGUGACGAAUUUAUGCACAUGGACAGCCACGAAGACCUCCUCAAGCUCGGCAUUCGUGACCCUUCCGAGCAGGUCGAGCUUUUGGAGCAUAUCGCAGAGCUGCGGCGCCAAGCUGCAGGCCAGCGUCGCAUGAGCAGCUCACUCCGAGGCAACGCUGCGCGCGGUGGUUCCAGCCAGGGCCAAAAUAGCCCGACGCAUGCCUCGACGCAGCGCCAGGCAUUGCGCCAGCAGGUAUCGGCUGGCUCUCUCAAGCUGGAUAAUGCAGCUCUGUGGCCCUGUUCCCAGGUCGUUGACUGGCUCUAUGUGCAGGGUUGUGGCCAGUACUGUCUGACCUUUUUCGAGGCAAAUGUGGACGGUCCUGCCCUCCUGGCGGUGGACUUGGAGCGGCUCUCUGCGCUCGGUUUGGACGAGGCUGGGGCUGGCCUGGUCCUGAAGAACAUUGACGUGUUGAGUUUGGAAAUGAGCCAGCGCCAGGGAAUUGAGCAUGGCCUCAAAUCUGCUCCGUGGCGCAUGGGGGUGCCCGAUGUUGAGCUGUGGCUUUUGUCCCAUGGCCUGGGCAAGUACAACCCCGACUUUCAGCGACGACAGAUCACGGGAAUUGAUCUGGUCCUGCUCACUCGCGCCAAGCUCAUCACGCUGGGCAUGGAGAACGAGGAGGAUCAAAACACGUGCCUCAACGCCGUGGAACGAAUGGUCGAGGUCAUGUCCUACCCAUUGUUGCUGAACCUCUCCAGCUGGGACGUGGACCAAGUGUGCGCGUGGUUGCGUCGCCAGGGACUGGCGAGCUUGAGCACGCGCUUUCAGAGCAACGGCAUCGAUGGGGCUGCUUUGCUGGAGCUGACAGCUGUUCGGUGCUACCAAAUUGGAGUGCAUCAUGCUGCCCAUCAGACGGCUUUGUUCACUUCGUUGGACCUGUUGAAGCGUGCAGCCAAGCGUUCUGGCUCCCAGGGCCCACCCCAGCUGUGGACCGUGGAAGACGUUCUGCAAUGGCUUGAGGCGAACGAUUUCGUGGCGCUCAUGGAGCACAUUGGCAAGCUCGGCGUGUGUGGCCCAUUGCUCCUGGAGCUGACGGAGGAAGACCUUGCCAACAUUUUCGAGUCUCGCAUCACGGAGGACACGGCGCGGCGGCUGCUGGAUGCCAUUGGACGCUUGACAAAGCGCCGCCGCCGUCCCUCAGUUGCGGCACGGGCCGACUUUUUCUCGCCUGAAAAACUCAAUGCCAGCGUAUCGCACUGGUCCAUGAAUGACGUUGGACAGUGGUUGGAGGGCAUUGCCAUGGGGCACCUGAGAAGCGUGUUUCUCAACAACUCCAUAUCCGGCCCCUCCCUGCAGCGUCUCUCGCCGGAUGAUUUGACAACCAUGGGGAUCUUGGACGGACGCGCGCGUGCCAUUCUGAUGACGGAAAUAGCACGCCUGCGCAAGAGCGACCCAGCCUCCCGCGGUGGUUCAGUCCUGCGUCGCCCUGCCCUGGACACGGAUGACGAGGCAGUCGGGGAGGUGGCUGAAACUGCUGGAGUCAAGUCCUCAGAAUCUGCCGCAGCGCCUUCAGUGCCGGCUGCACCCGUGCCGCCUCAGCAGCAGCAGCAGCAGCAGCAGCAGCAGCAGCAGCAGCAGCAGCAGCAGCAGCAUAUUGAGGACCUCUUGGACCUGUCAGCGGGCUGGGCGCGACCAGAUAUGCAACCACACCGCGCGCAGCAGCUCUUGACGGGCGCCACGCCUGGUCACUUUUUGGUCCAUCAAGCGGCCAACAGCCAGAUGCUGCAACUCUCAUAUGUGAACGAGCAUGGCGCCGUCCGCUCGCCGCAGCUCUCCUAUGACCGGCCUGGUCAGGUCACCACGCGUGGCGGUCAUGCAUUUGCAUCUUUCACGGACCUGCUUGAGCACUACGCAAACCCAGAGCAUUGCGAUGCUGAUGUGACGGCUGCUUUGGACGCAGCCUCGACAGAAGCCCGACUACAUGCCAUCGACACGAGCGAUCUCCAAAACGCGAGCUUUUCACGCGAGCUCAGCCUGGAGCAGCGUGCUCGAUGGAAUCGCACCGCUGACCGUGGCUUUGACGCUGUGACCUUGCUCCACGACCGUUCUCCGGGCAGUUUCUUCGUGACUCAACCACGGGCCAACGAGUGGCAGUUGGUGGUCCAGCAAGGGACUGAGGUCGCCCAGUAUGCCAUCAUGUAUGACAAGGCCGAGCAGGUGUUCCGGUUGGUUCGAGCUGAUGGUCAGCCAUCGACACAGAGUGCCCCCACCUUGGCUAAGCUGGUGGCACUCUAUGGGCGGCCGACCGGUGACAUUCCGGUCAUGUUGCGGCUGCCCGAGGUGCAGGAGGACAUUCAAUCGCAGAUUCGUCGGUCUAGCAAGUCUGAGGCCCCCUUGGUCUGGUGGCAGCCAGAGUGGAGCGAGGCUCAGGCAACCGAGGUCUUGCAAAGCCGGCGCGUGGGUGCCUUUGUCAUCGUGCAUGAACUCACGGACCGGGAGUUGCCGCUGGUUUUAUUGUAUCGAGAUACGCACGGGGUGAAGCGCGAGCUCAUCGACGUGGCUGUAAAAAACGGCCGCAUGCUGGUGCAUCUGGUCAACCACCCCACCGUGGCUUGCGACACGUUGAACGACUUGGUUGCGGCGGUGGUGGAACGUCACGCCAUGCUGGCAUGUCCGUUGGUCGUGUCUCGCCAUCCCGAGGAAGAGGUGGGCCUCAACCCAGCUCGGGCGUUGUAUCAGCUGCGCAGCCGAGGACAAGGGGCUUUCUUGGUGUAUCAGGCAAGCAAGGACCUCUUCCGACUGGCAUAUCGCUUCCAGAACGAGGUGGUUGAGGAAGAUAUCAUCCGUGGCCGCGUGGGCGGCAAGCACGGAUUUGCCCUGCGCACCAAUCCAAUGCAGGUGUAUCCAACCCUAUGGGACUUGGUGACGCAGCAUGAGGACCGGAGCGGCACGUUGCGCUGUGCGCUGCGUGUCUCCGUGUCCUCCUUGCUCCACCAAGAGAUGCCCUCGAUCCUUCCCAGCGAUACGCCCGUGGAUUGGACCUGGUGUCAGGUGGGCCUCCCAGCACACCAGGCGCUGCAAGAGUUGGAUCGACGUCCACCCGGCACCUUUGUGGUUCGCACGCCCGAACCUGAAGACGAGGCGCUACCGGGCGGGACAGACGUGGUCUUGGUCUUGACCGUGUUGGAAGAGGAUGGCUUGCAGCACGUGCCCAUCAAUUUCUCACUGCAGAGCGGACAUGCGGGCCUGACCCUGGCCAAUGACGGCGAUUCCACGUUUUCGAGCAUUGAAGCACUACUCGUGGCACUGCUGAAGGGGGGUGCUAGCGACUCUACUUCAGACUUGCAUUUGCGUUGGCCGCCCGUCAACACGCGCCUGAACCGCAUGAUGAGCCCGCGAAUGUCUCGCAAGACCUCAGGACCAGGCGCUCAGUUUUCCUGGUGGCAGCUGGGCAAACCAGCCGAUGAAGCCUUACAGGUCUUGGAGGGGCAGAAGACGGGGUACUUUGUGAUUCGCGAUGAUCCAGAACGUACAGGACACUACAUUCUCUCGUAUUUGUUCCAAAGCAAGGUGUUGGAUGAGCCGCUAUCGCGAGCAACGCGCAGUAAGCUCCUGAAUCAAGGGUAUCACCUGGACCGCGACUUGAACCACAUCUACCCGAGCCUUCAGCUGUUGGUGGAGGAUCACACGCAGCAUGCUCACUCUCUGCGGUGCUGUCUUCGUAUUUCUGAGCACGUGUCACACGAGCUCACCCCGGAUCAACCGACAAACGCGUCGCCGUCGGGAUCAUUGCGCCAGUAG
Messenger RNA from Monosiga brevicollis MX1, 7332 nucleotides. RefSeq lists its product as uncharacterized. Gene Ontology annotation, cellular component: cytoplasmic side of plasma membrane. Bases 1 to 7332 code for a protein of 2443 amino acids. Gene Ontology annotation, molecular function: protein binding. NCBI's taxonomy places the organism in Eukaryota, Choanoflagellata, Craspedida, Salpingoecidae. The transcript is spliced from 19 exons. Gene Ontology annotation, biological process: cell surface receptor protein tyrosine kinase signaling pathway. The record is from RefSeq and is a predicted model, not a curated record.